Messenger RNA from Dreissena polymorpha, 3306 nucleotides. RefSeq lists its product as uncharacterized. Bases 1 to 3306 code for a protein of 1101 amino acids. Lineage: Eukaryota; Metazoa; Mollusca; Bivalvia; Myida; Dreissenidae. Gene Ontology annotation, molecular function: RNA polymerase II cis-regulatory region sequence-specific DNA binding; DNA-binding transcription activator activity, RNA polymerase II-specific. Gene Ontology annotation, biological process: positive regulation of transcription by RNA polymerase II. The transcript is spliced from 10 exons. The record is from RefSeq and is a predicted model, not a curated record.
AUGAAGCACUGUCAGCGCACGUAUACGGUAACCAAUCAGGCAGAUGAUGAUGAAGAUGAAAAUGGUAAUUACUUAAUUGAUAAGGACUCCAGUGGUCUUUUUGGUGAUAAUUCAGGUGGUUUGACAAGCUCCUAUCUCAUGGAUGAGACGGAAGAUGACCUGCCAGCGACAGAGGGGGCACCGACGCUGGGCUCAGUUGUGACCCCCUUUGGCAAGAGGCCAAUCAUUGUGGGGCAGUCGAAAAGCUUUGAUAUGAAGUCAGAACAUAAAAUUGUUCAGUGGGUGCUGGAGCGCAAUGCAAGGGAUGGUUAUGUGUUUACUGACGAGUUUAAACAGUAUGCCAAAUCUGUAUACAAAGGUCCCAAACAUUUUUCAGCCUCCUCAGGCUGGAUGACGCUGUUCCUGAUACGUCAUCACAGGGCUCUAAAAGAUGUGCAGUGGAAAUCCAAGUUUAAAAAAAACUAUUCUGAAAGUUCAUCUGAGGCGUUAAGGGGUGUAGUGCCGGAGUUUGAGCAGAAGAUCAUAGAACUCAUUCAUGAAGAGCACGAAAGGGAGGGCAGUAUCUCGUACAAGGAAAUGAGUCGCUUGGCACAAUCUGUUUACAAGGAAACCAGACCAUCCUUCAAGGCCUCGUACACCUGGAUCAGGAACUUUGUGAAACGCAACGAAGGAAAGCUGCAGGAGCUGAAUAUUGAGAAUGUGAUUCCCGUUCCAAAGUGCAAAGCUGCAUUAAGUGAUAAAAUAAAAAAGAAAUAUGCUAAGAACAAGAUAAAGAAUUAUACCACAGAAGAAAAGAGAAAUAUGGUAAACAUAGCUGAAGAACAUGGGAUCGCACAUGCAUCACUGAAACUCGGAAAUAAAAUAGAUCUGGACUCGUCAAGUGAGAAUCCCCCUGGUCUACCUUCAGACCCAUCACCAAGCACAUCUCAUGCACCUACAAGUCUUCUGCAAUUGGAUCGAAUAGCAGCAAAGUUUGACAUUGCAACCAGGCGGGGAAUAGUAGAUGAGGCCAGUGUAAAUGGGACAUCUGCCACUGUAUCUAGACAUAAAAUACCAUUGUCAUUGCUCCUGAAAUGGAUGAAGUCAUCAGUCAAUGGGACAGAGAGCCCAGCAACAGUCUCAUCUAGUCCUGUCUCUUCCUCAAGCGUGCCAAAAGACUCCUCUAUGUCCAGUGCUGAGAAGACAUUCAAAUGCCACAGCAAGGAAACCAGGGUGGAGGCUGUUGCAGAAGCUAAAGUCAAUGUCAAAAGAGAUGCACCCCUGCCCCCAUUGGACCCAAAAAGUGAAACUAUCGACAUAUCUUGCGGCGAUCUCACUGCAAAACUUAUCCGGAAAAGAUUCAUUUGUCCCGGCAUUAACAGAGAGUGUAUUGAGUUCGCCGGCGACUACAUUACGCCAAAGACGUUUUACCUUAUGGCAGACAAAGGCAGCUUAAAAGACUGGAAGAAUGCCAUUAGAAUCCAUGGAAAAAAAAUCAGACAAUACAUAGACUCAGGUGUACUAGACUUUUACAAUCACUCAAAACUGUGCACGUCGGGACGCUGCAAGUCCAGAAUCAGCCAAUCAAAACUCAACAUCUCUGACACCAUUCCAAACUCACUGACGCCCAUUCGCCAAUGCAAUGGUCACCACUUGAACAGAAUGAAUUCAGAAGACAUGUCGCAUUCAUCUCAUUCAUCAAACGACCCAGCUGUAGAAAGUAUGUCACAGCAGGCAGACAUAGGAAGAUUGUUCGAACAGGAUAAUAUACCUAAUGCGGAUUAUCUAGAGCAGCAACAGAAAGAGGCCCAGGCGAAGGCUGCUUCUAGCGGGGACAAGGACCUCUCGCCCACCGUCCCCAAAAUCUCUAAGCCCCCUUUGUCGCCACAUACAGUGCACAGCCUCGCCUCUCUGCGACCAUCUCUACAACAAUUAACCUCAAACUAUGACCCACUUGCGUACCCAUCUAGUGCCAGUAUGCUUUACGCAGUUUCAACAAUGAACGCUACUGUAGUGUCACCCUCAGUUUUGCCAGCAAUAUCAGGUAUUAAUACAGCCCACAUGUUGACAAGCGCAACCAAAUCAACAGACACGUUUCAAAAGCCAGCUGUACCGAUAACGUCACCAGAACUUGCAGCAUUUCAGCAAGGGAUGCAGCGGAUACCACCAAUAUCUCAUCUCUCACCAAAACAUUUCAGACAGUCACAUUUAGAGGGUCUGUCCAUGUCGUUGCCUGUGUCUCUGUCUGCUGUAAAAGAAUCUCUAUCCAGUGCAGAAGUAGAGUCUCAGAUCACUGCUUCAGAAUCACAGAUUGCUGCUGUAAACAGAAUCCUGAAGCAGUCAGCACUAGUGACUGGAAUCAUGGAAACUCCCUCGUCUACAACCACCAGUAAAUCAGUAUCACAGAUUGCUGCUGUAAACAGAAGCCUGAAGCAGUCAGCACAAGUGACUGGAAUCAUGGAAACUCCCUCGUCUUCAACCACCAGUAAAUCAGGACGUCGGAAAGCUGACCCAACCACCUACUCUGAAGAGUCCUCCCCGACCUUUAUCCCGCCUAUUAACCCCAAAAAAUCUCGCCAACAGUCGCCAGUGAGAGCUGUGACCUCCACAUCUGCCAGUAUGGAAGGUGCUUUGCCUCCACUGCAUGCGAGUAUGGACAUGCUUCCAAGGUUGCACAGGCUUGACACAGAGUCUUUUCCACUUAGAUCACAAAACAUCCAGUCGACGUUAGAGGAUUUCGAUGCAUUGCGGACACCAACGUUUCUCCCUUCGUCAGUUGUGGGCGAUGUGCAAAGCAGUGCGCAUGAUAUAAGCUUGCAUCAAAUGUCAGUUGACCGUGAACAAAUGGCAGCUUAUGCUAAAGCUGUUGAACAAGAUCAGUCAUAUGUGAUUGCUGACAGAGAACAAACCUACACACCUUCAUCGGACAGGGCUUCCAUCAACUACUCACAUCAGCAGGAAGUCAGGGUCAAAGCGGACUCUGAGUCGCAGCGCAGCAUGUUCCCCGAGGCUCCAGUGACCAACACAACACUGGAGACUGAGCAGGAGGCCAUGCUAAGGCAGCAAGAGGAGCAGCGCAGGAAUCUACAAGGUGUGUCCAGAAGUAGUAGUGCAGAUUCAUUUCCCCUGAAUCAGAAAUAUGGUCAGUUUAAGAAGUCAUAUGAUGACUCCCUUACACAGACAAUGGUGGGACUAUACCACAAUAUGAUGCAGUCAGUAGGAGCCAUUAUGACACACAAUCAUGUCUUUGGAACUGGUUUUAGAGUUGGUUCCAAAUAUAUUAUGACAGCAAUGCAUGUGAUAUCUGAAAUUCAAGGCCAUGAAUGA